Paramuricea clavata is the source of this 3338-nucleotide messenger RNA. The record is from the annotation of a GenBank genome assembly. Lineage: Eukaryota; Metazoa; Cnidaria; Anthozoa; Malacalcyonacea; Plexauridae.
AGGUCCAGUAAGGAUCAUCUCUUAUUGAUCCAGUGUUACUACAGGAAGAAACCUGAACUAAUUAAACUAACUUUAUUUAUACUGAAUAACUCUAUCAGUUCUAAACUGUUCUUCCUAGAGGUCCAGUAAGGAUCAUCUCUUAUUGAUCCAGUGUUACUACAGGAGGACACCAAAACUAAACUAACUUUAUUUUUUACUGGACAGCUCUAUCAGUUCUGAACUGUUCUCCCUAGAGGUUCAGUGAGGAUCAUCUCUUAUUGAUCCGGUGUUACGACAGGAGGAAACCAAAACUAAACUAACUUUAUUUAUACUAGAUAGCUCUAUCAGUUCUAAACUGUUCUUCCUAGAGGUCCAGUGAGGAUUAUCUCUUAUUGAUCCAGUGUUACUACAGGGGGAAACCAAAACUAAACUAACUUUAUUUAUACUAGAUAGCUCUAUCAGUUCUAAACUAUUCUUCCUAGAGGUCCAGUGAGGAUCAUCUCUUACUGAUCCGGUGUUGCUGUAGAAAUAAAUCUGUACUAUUACCUAACUUUAUUUAUACUGUUGAGUUCUAAGUUUUUAACCAUAAAUAUGAGUUAAUUUACGACGAUUUUUCUCAUUCCAGGAAAGUAUAACAAGAGUGGAUCCAUUCAAGAAUGGGAGCUGUCAUGCUUCAUUAACACUUUCGACGAGAAAUAUUUACAGAAAUUAUUUGAACGGUGCAGCCAAUAAAUAUACCGUAAAGGUAAAAAUUCCUACCUUUAGUUUAAAGUAGACUCAGCUAACUUUAUUUAUUGCGGAUAGUUCUAUUAUAAAGGAGUCCAUUAUUGGCCUUCUCACAGAAUAAUUACAUACAGAGGUCUCACUUCAGGUUAAUUUAUCGUAAGGGAUUUUUUCAGUCCGCUAGAGCGGCCGUCUCCUAAAGAGACUUAAGGCUGUCACUCCCUUGAAAACACAUUGUAAUUUAAUGUUGGGCGAAUGCCUCUCCUUAGAGCACUUGCUAAGGUCAUGGCCGUCAAGAUAUGCGCAGUAAAAGAAACCUUAUUGAUUGAAGCACUUAUUCAAGAAAGAUACAGUUAAAGCUGAUAGGGUUUUUUACGAAUGUUUUCUAAAGCUAAUGGGGUUUUACUAAAGCUGAUAGGGUUUUACUAAAGCUAAUAGGGUUUUACUAAAGCUAAUAGGGUUUUCCUAAAGUUGAUAGGGUUUUACUAAAGCUGAUAUGGUUUUACUAAAGUUGAUAGGGUUUUACUAAAGCUAAUAAGGUUUUACUAAAACUGAUAGGGUUUUACAAAAGCUGAUAGGGUUUUACUAAAGCUGAUAGGGUUUUACUAAAGCUGAUAUGGUUUUACUAAAGUCGAUAGGGUUUUACUAAAGCUAAUAAGGUUUUACUAAAACUGAUAGGGUUUUACAAAAGCUGAUAGGGUUUUACUAAAGCUGAUAGGGUUUUACUAAAGUUGAUAGGGUUUUUGUCGCAUAAGUGAGACGUCUGUAUGUAGUUAAUACUCUGUGGUCUUGUGUUACUAUAUACAGGACAAACCUGGAUUACCUGCUGAAAACCAACCUCGUGUUGGGGGAAAACCUGAUGAGUGGUAUUCAGUCGGGAAAUAUGAUCUUCUCUCCUACAGUGGAGGUGGAUUUUAAUCAUACAACUGCAUAUUGCACCAGAAAUGUAAGGUACAAGAACUAACCAGUGUGUAGUCAACAUAAACAUAAUGGCCAUUCAUUGUUUCACAUAUUUAGGCUUGUUUGGAGUCGUGCUUGGCAAGAGCCCAGUUUAGCAAGUGUAAAUGUUCUGACGCAAAGUACGCUGGCUACGUUGAAAGGUUGUGCAAUGAGCCUGACGAACGUAAGUGUCUUUUAAUUAUCUCUAACAAAGUCUACAAAGACAAGGCUGAGAGUUGACAGUGUACAUUCUGCACUAUCAUGCGAGAAAAUAAUGUGAACUUUCUUUCAUUAUAUGUUGUGGCCUUGUACGCCUAGAACUGAGAAAUGAAUUUGCCUAAAACUGUCCAUGGAACCUGCUUACAACUUGAGUUGUACUGCGCAAAUCAAACACACAACUGACCUGCGACAAAGUAGGCGAGUUAUGUACUUGAUUUACACAGUACAACUCAAGUUAAACCAACCUUAACAUUUUAUAUUUUUAUAGUUACAUGUAUGAAUUCAGUCCGUAGUUCCUUCAAAAACAACAGACUGGGUUGCACUGAACAAUGCCCCCAACCCUGCGAGUAAGUUCAAAAGUGAAUGAGUUUACUAAUUUUAAUAUACUGAUGUGGUUUGUAUUUGAUCUUCAUGAAAUAUACUAAUUAUCUUUCGUAGACAUCAUUCUUAUCGCUACACCAUUAUGACGUCUACUUUGACAACCAAGGCAAAGGUACGGUCCAUUUUUACAGACAAUUGGCUUAUAGAAAAGUUAUAUAGUUCAAUAUUAUCUAAUUCAAGAUCGAAUUAUCUAAUUCAAGACCACCUGACUCGACUAGCCUUGCGGUUAUUUCAGGAGACUUUUGUGGGUUUUUUCCCUCAUAUUCGAUUGUAAUCUAAAAGUACGUAAAUAGAAAAUACUUUUCGUGUUGUUUAGUUUGUGUGCAGAUAUUUACACCUAUAUCCAUUUACAUUCCUUCGCAGGAGACAAAGAAAAAGGACAAAUUCGCUAACAAAAAGGAUCCAAGUUUCGAUUUUGAGUGAGUAUAUAUAUUGUGGGAUGCAUGAGAUGUGUUGAAACCAAAAAUCCUACUUUAUCAGCCAUUAAUGUAAUUUAUCUACUUUAUUCCAGUGAUAACUUUUUACGUGUAAAAAUAUUUUACGAUGAGUUAAAUCUUGAGAAAGUCGUCCAAUCCACGUAUUAUGAUGUAAGUUUUUAUUUGCUAUUUACUCUGUACAGAGGCGUAGCCACAGGGGGAAUGUGGGGGCCGGGUGCCCCCCUCCUCCACCACUUUUUUUCUGAAGGGAAGGAAUAACCUCUUAACGCUAUAUACCAAAUCUCGAAUACCUAGGUCAGGGGCCCUCUUGCCGGGCACAGCCCUUUGGAGUUACGCCACUGGUAUCAACAUUUAUAUGACGUUGUACCAUCUGCUUCCCUGUAACACUUAUUGAAAUUCACCAAAAGAGGAAUGAGUAUAGUUUGUAGUUGUUUCUGUUUAGUUUAAGCUUUUCUUUCCUGGAUUUAAACACAAUUAUGUAAAUGUUUCCAGCUUCAGACGCUUCUUGGUGACAUUGGAGGACAGAUGGGUCUUUGGAUCGGAAUUUCUGUGAUAUCAGUGGCGGAGUUUGGUGAUUUGCUCAUCUCACUUUGCAUUGUGGCGACACGAAAAUCACGAGAUAGAAAAAAGACAAAAACUUCUGAAAUGGAGAUGCAUUAG